Messenger RNA from Pezoporus occidentalis (night parrot), 1057 nucleotides. RefSeq lists its product as uncharacterized. NCBI's taxonomy places the organism in Eukaryota, Metazoa, Chordata, Aves, Psittaciformes, Psittacidae. The transcript has 6 exons. Bases 51 to 1019 code for a protein of 322 amino acids. The record is from RefSeq and is a predicted model, not a curated record.
GGAUCAUCAGCUCUUUGGCAGGAAGGCAAGGGGAGAAGUGGCAGAGGCUGAUGGAGACUGUGGGGCCCUUCAGGUCGCACAGAGAGCUGCGUCCUGCAAGGAUUUGGCAGCGGCUCUCCACGAUGCCUGCCAGCAGCUUACUGGCUUCAGCCCCUAGGGAGCAUGAGGCCCUUUCUCCCAGCUGGCGCCUUCUUGUUUCCAGGCUUGUUGUGAUCCCCCACCAAGCGUUGGACCGUGCCAUGCCUCUGAAGCCCAUGAGAGAAUCAGCACCUUGGGGAAAGGGUGCCCGCAGAGUGAGUGUGCUGGAUCCAGUGUUCCUGGCUCAGCAGAGAGUUUCUCUGGCCAGGCUGAAGGAUCAGAAAGCUGAACAGAUUAAGGUCCUGGAAGCUAGCCGAGCCAGAUUCCUGCCAGUAGUCAAGAGGAUGCCUCAGGAUGAAUUGAAGCAGCCCAGAGGUGCAGCUCGGCCAUCGAUGCAGCUCCCUGAGUAUGCCCUGCAGCCCUCAGGAACGGAAAUGAGCUCCCUGCACGCUGAGAGGGCUGAUCAGCAGCUUCAGCUGCUGAUGGGAUUCAAGCGUCGGGAAGUGGAAGCAGAAGUGUGGCGCAAAUACCAUGCCAGCAGAACGGGGCAGAGCAUGGAGGCAGGCAAGAGUCCCUGCCGCUACGUGUUUGAGGAUCCCUAUUGCCCUCCCCACCUCCUGCGAAAGGCUUAUGAUGAGAAGCUGAAGGAGAGGCUACUGGAGAAGGAGGUGCUGCAGGAGGAGAGGUGCCAAAGCGCUGCAAGGCAGACGGCAUCCAAGGGGCAGGCAGAGCUGCACCUCCUGGGGAGAGCAUGGGGAGGCAAGCAGGAGAAGAGGAGGCUCUUGGAGCGCCAGUGGAAGGCCCAGGGGCUGCCAGCCAUACCAAGAAGCUGCGAGCUUCCAUGCUGUACCGCGGAGGAACCAGCAGCAGGGACUUUAGUCAUCACGGCAUUCAACACUGUCAGCAGGAGACCUUCUCGCAAAGGGGAAUGUGCCAAAUAAAGGCUGCUGGUGCUGGUGCCUGUGCCUGGCCAGAGUGA